GAUCAGCUGUUCUAAAUGAUUUGACAUUUUGAUUUGAUUUAGUGUGACCACACUACAUUUUUAUUUUCGAAGAGACUUAUUUUUAAUUCAGAGUUUGUCACAGAUUAACAGUUUCUGAAUUGAAAAAUAAAAUAAAGUUAAUAAAGUGAUAAAGGAAAACAUUCAAGACAUGAAAUUAAACAUUUUUUCAACUAACGUAACCAUUUUGGUUUGAAUUUUCAUGUUGUGUUUAUACCGUUUAAUAUGUUAUGUAUAAUCGUCACACAUGGUCACACUUUCAAUUGAAAUGAAAACAAUCAAAGUUUAUAAACUUCAAAUCGAUGUAGUUUUUCUUAUUUUCGAGAAAGUAAACAAUGGCAGUAGUUUUGUUGCUAAAUUCUAAUGGCGAAGAACGAGAUCAUGUUCUUAGAAGAAGGAUUAUGGACGCAUCAAAUCCGUUUGAGUUGGACGAUUUAAAAUUUGUAAGUAACUUUCGCCUCAAUAAACGGGCAUUUAAAUAUGUCUUGGAUGAGCUUUCCAUCGAGAUACAGGGGGGAACUUCUUUGUCCAUACCGCCCAUUUUAAUGCUAGCUUCAACCUUGCGCUUUUUUGCCGAAGGAGGCUACCAAUUUGGAGUCGGAAAAGAUGCGACACUUAAGAUGUCCCAAUCAUCGGUAUCCAAGUGCAUAAAAAUUGUUUUAAAUAAACUGGAAGUCAAACUUGGCACAAAAUGGAUUAACUUUAAAUUAAACCACGAGGAAAAGGAAGAAAUGAGACUACAUUUCUUCGAAAAAUUUGGCUUUCCGGGAGUAAUAGGAUGCGUUGAUGGAACGCACAUUGCCAUCAAAUCUCCUGCAUUGGAACUGAGACACUUAUUUUACAAUAGAAAAGGAUUCCACAGUUUGAACGUUAUGAUAAUCUGUGACCAUAAAAUGAGAAUAAGGUUUGUGGAUGCCACUCACCCUGGUGCAACGCAUGAUGCCUUAGCUUGGAAGGUAUCUGCAGCUCGCUCACAUCUACUGCAACAAUAUACCGGAACAGAACUAAGAAACAACUGGCUCUUAGGUGACGCAGGGUAUCCACUAGAACCUUGGUUAAUGACACCAUUCCGAUCUCCGGUUCCAGGAAGCAUUGAAAGCAAGUAUAAUAUUCAGCUUUCCAAGGCACGAAACAUCAACGAACGGACAAUUGGCUUGCUGAAAAAUAGAUUCAGAUGCUGUCUUAAGGCCAGACAGUUGCAUUAUUCUGCAGAGAAAGCUGCUCAAAUCGUAAAUGUCUGCGCAGCCUUGCACAACAUUUGCAUUUUUUUUAAAGUUCAAGAUUGCGAAAAUAUUGAUGUUGAAGAUCGCAACGAAAGCCUUUUAAUGGAUUUUGAUGCUGAUGAGAAUGAGAAUACACAUUUAAACGAAGCUCAAAACGCUCGUGACAGAAUCGCUGCAUUGUUUUAAUCAAUUAUCCAGCAUUUUUGUAACAGACAAUUUUAAAUUUAUUUUAAGUUUUUAUUUAAUUUAAAAAACAAACAAAAAAAAACAUUACUAAAACAAAACAUUCUUUCAUAAAACAAUAAAUAAAAUUAAAUCACUAAUAACAGCCAUAUGUAUGUAGGUACUUCUUCAUUUUGUGUGAUUUUCAAAAAAAAAAACUAUGCAUCGACGAGUUUUUCGGUGAGUUU
This is a messenger RNA of Eupeodes corollae, 1651 nucleotides long. Its product is annotated as putative nuclease HARBI1. Bases 354 to 1427 code for a protein of 357 amino acids. The transcript has 4 exons. The record is from RefSeq and is a predicted model, not a curated record. NCBI's taxonomy places the organism in Eukaryota, Metazoa, Arthropoda, Insecta, Diptera, Syrphidae.